CGGUAUUCCGUAUCCCGAACCCAAGACACGAAACCGCCACACACGCCCGCUCCAGCACAGCGUCUUGCAUGACCUCGGAGCGCCAAUUGGAUGCUGGGCGCGCCGGGUCUGGACACACGGAUGGGACCAUGGCUGCGGCGCGUGCGAUGGGCGCCGCUCCUGGCCGUGCGGCAGCGAGGGGGAGCAGCAGGACGGCGAGGAGGUAGCCUGGGCACCGUGAGGUGGUGCUCGGCUGCGAGGAUACCAACAUCUUCCCUGGGAUGCGCUCUCCCUGCCACCCUGCCGGUACAAACGCGGCAACCAUGGCACCGACACCGGCACCAGCUCCGAGAAUCACGUCUUCUACAACAGCACCGCCCCGCCAGCACCGCCAGCAGCAGUCCGGCUGUCAAGGACAGCCCCGAGCAGCGCCGCGCUGCCGAGCUCGAGAAGCGCAUCGCCGCCAUCCCCAUCGAGCGUUACCGCAACUUCUGCAUUGUCGCCCACAUCGACCACGGAAAGAGCACCCUCAGCGACCGUCUGCUCGAGCACACGGGCACCAUCUCGCCAAGCGACGACAACAAGCAGAUCCUCGACAAACUCGACGUCGAGCGCGAACGCGGCAUCACCGUCAAGGCGCAGACCUGCACCAUGAUCUACCGCCACCCGGCCUCGGGGCUCGACUACCUGCUCCACCUCGUCGACACGCCGGGCCACGUCGACUUCCGCGCCGAGGUGACUCGUUCGUACGCGUCGUGCGGCGGCGCCCUGCUGCUGGUCGACGCCUCGCAGGGCGUGCAGGCCCAGACCGUCGCCAACUUCUACCUCGCCUUCGCCCAGGGCCUGGCCCUCGUGCCCGUGGUCAACAAGAUCGACCUGCCGACGGCCGACGUCGAGCGCGCGCUGGCCCAGCUGGAGAGCAGCUUCGAGCUGGAUACCAGCAUUGCCGUGCGGGUGAGCGCCAAGACGGGGCAGGGCGUUGGGGACAUCCUGCCCGCGGUCAUCGAGCAUGUCCCCGCGCCGGUGGGGGACACGGCGAAGCCGUUGAAGAUGUUGCUGGUCGAUUCGUGGUACGAUACGUUCAGGGGCGUCGUGUUGCUGGUCCGGGUGUUCGACGGCACGGUGAAGGCGGGGGAUAAGCUGGUGAGUUUGGGGACGGGCAACCAGUACACGGUGGGCGAGGUCGGCAUCCAGUAUCCGAACCAGGUGCCGCAGCGGGUGCUGCGCGCGGGGCAGGUCGGGUACGUGUUCUUCAACCCGGGCAUGAAGAGGAUCCAGGACGCCAAGAUGGGCGACACGUUCACGACGGUCGGCGCCGAGGACGCGGUCGAGCCGUACCCGGGCUUCGAGGAGCCCAAGCCGAUGGUGUUCGUGGCGGCGUUCCCGACCGACCAGGGCGACUACAACAAGCUGGCCGACAGCAUCGGGCAGCUGGUGCUCAACGACCGCAGCGUGACGCUGCAGAAGGACUUCUCGGAGGCGCUCGGCGCCGGCUGGCGGCUGGGCUUCCUCGGCAGCCUGCACUGCUCCGUCUUCCAGGACCGGCUGCGCCAGGAGCACGGCGCCGACAUCAUCAUCACGGAGCCCGCCGUGCCGACCAAGAUCGUCUGGUCCGACGGCGGCGGCGAGACCGUCAUCACCAACCCGGCCGAGUUUCCCGACACCGACGACGUGCGCAUGCGCCGCGCCACCGUCUACGAGCCCUUCGUCAGCGCCACCAUCACCCUGCCGGAGGAGUACCUCGGCCGCGUGAUCGAGAUCUGCGAGGCCGCCCGCGGCGAGCAGAAGAGCAUCGAGUACUUCCAGGCCACCCAGGUCAUCCUCAAGUACGACGUGCCCAUGGCCAGCCUGGUCGACGACCUGUUCGGCAAGCUCAAGGGCGCCACCAAGGGCUACGCCACGCUUGACUACGAGGACGCCGGCUGGCGCGAGAGCAGGCUUGUCAAGCUGAACUUGCUCGUCAACAAGAAGCCUGUCGACGCCAUCGCUCGCGUCGUGCACGCCAGCCAGGUCGACCGGCUCGGCAGGCAGUGGGUGACUAAGUUCAAGGAGCACGUCGAGCGGCAGAUGUUUGAAGUCGUCAUCCAGGCCGCCUCCGGCAAGCGCAUCGUCGCGCGCGAGACCAUCAAGCCCUUCCGCAAGGACGUCCUGGCCAAGCUGCACGCCAGCGACAUCACCCGCCGCAGGAAGCUGCUCGAGAAGCAGAAGGCCGGGCGCAAGCGGCUGCGGGCCGUCGGCAAUGUUGUUAUUGAGCAGUCUGCGUUUCAGAAGUUCUUAGCGAAGUGAGAGGGGGGGGGGAUGUAUGACUAUGUAGAACGGUGGGAGUGUAAGUGUAGAUGUGUUUUUGAUGUGUGCAUAGAUGUGUAACGGGCGUUUGGUUGGACUGGGAGACAAUCGAUGGGUUGGACGGGGUGUUUGCGGUCCUGGACAGGGGUGACCCCUUUUUUUGAGCCUCGUUUACCACUCCCUGCUGAAAUGUUUGGAGUUGAACCUGCCCUG
Molecule: messenger RNA, 2478 nt
Organism: Thermothielavioides terrestris NRRL 8126
Lineage: Eukaryota; Fungi; Ascomycota; Sordariomycetes; Sordariales; Chaetomiaceae
Exons: 3
Coding region: 121-2265 (714 amino acids)
Biological process (GO): positive regulation of translation
Cellular component (GO): mitochondrion
Molecular function (GO): mitochondrial ribosome binding; GTPase activity; GTP binding
Source: RefSeq, a predicted model, not a curated record